Molecule: messenger RNA, 1931 nt
Organism: Humulus lupulus (European hop)
Lineage: Eukaryota; Viridiplantae; Streptophyta; Magnoliopsida; Rosales; Cannabaceae
Product: pre-mRNA-splicing factor SLU7-like
Exons: 10
Coding region: 148-1767 (539 amino acids)
Biological process (GO): mRNA splicing, via spliceosome
Cellular component (GO): spliceosomal complex
Molecular function (GO): pre-mRNA 3'-splice site binding
Source: RefSeq, a predicted model, not a curated record
UAAACUCCUCAAAGAUUCAAUUUUUAUUUUUGGCUCAAAGAGAAAGAUACAAGGUGCAAAGUAAUAACACUCCUCUAGGUAUUAUCAUCAUCUGGAACUGAAAUUCGAUCCAACUAAUCAUCUGAAACGUCGAUUCUUUGUUCAAUUAUGGCUACUGCUUCAGUGGCAUUCAAAUCAAGGGAGGAUCAUAGGAAGCAGCUCGAAUUGGAGGAGGCUCGUAAAGCUGGGCUUGCACCAGCAGAGGUUGAUGAAGAUGGGAAAGAGAUCAAUCCUCAUAUUCCUCAGUAUAUGUCAUCUGCACCUUGGUAUCUUAAUGCAGAGAGACCGAGUUUGAAACAUCAGAGGAAAUGGAAAUCGGAUAAGAAUCAUACUAAGUCUUGGUAUGAUAGAGGUGCCAAAAUAUUCCAAGCUGAGAAAUACAGAAAAGGAGCUUGCGAGAACUGUGGAGCCAUGACCCAUGAAGUGAAAUUCUGCAUGGAAAGGCCGCGAAGAAAAGGAGCAAAAUGGACUAACAUGCACAUGGCGCCCGAUGAGAAGAUUGAGACGUUUGAGUUGGAUUAUGAUGGGAAACGUGAUAGAUGGAAUGGUUAUGAUGCAUCAGCCUAUGCUCGUGUUAUCGAGAGAUAUGAGGCAAGGGAUGAAGCCCGAAGGAAAUAUUUGAAAGAACAACAACUGAAAAAGUUGGAGGAGAAAAAUAAUAAGCCGGAUGGAGAGGGUGCAAGCAGUGCUGAUGAAGAUGAAGAUGAAGAUGAAGAUGCUCUGAAAGUUGAUGAGGCGAAAGUUGAUGAGUCCAAACAAAUGGAGUUUGCUAAAGUGGAGAAGCGUGUUCGCACAACUAAUGGUGGUAGCACUGGAACAGUUAGAAAUUUGCGUAUUCGCGAGGAUACAGCUAAAUAUCUUUUAAAUCUCGAUGUAAAUUCUGCUUAUUAUGAUCCUAAAACGCGAUCUAUGAGAGAGGAUCCUCUUCCUGAUGCUGACCCAAAUGAGAAGUUUUAUGGAGGAGAUAACCGUUAUAGAAUAAGUGGGCAAGCAUUGGAGUUCAAGAAACUUAAUAUACAUGCUUGGGAAGCAUUUGAAAAGGGCCAGGAUAUCCACAUGCAAGCUGCUCCAUCUCAAGCUGAACUUCUGUAUAAGAACUAUAAGGCCAUUAAGGAGAAGUUGAAGUCACAAAUGAAAAAUACCAUAAUGGAGAAGUAUGGUAAUGCUGCAAGUGAAGAAGAACUUCCGAGGGAGCUUCUUUUGGGACAAAGUGAGAAAGAAGUAGAAUAUGAUCGUACGGGCAGAAUCGUAAAAGGCAUGGAGAUAUCUGUUCCCAAAAGCAAAUACGAAGAAGAUGUUUAUAUCAAUAACCACACUAGUGUUUGGGGUUCUUGGUGGAAAGAUCACCAAUGGGGUUAUAAGUGCUGUAAGCAAACAAUAAAGAACAGCUACUGCACUGGCUCAGCUGGAAUUGAGGCUGCUGAAGCAGCAGCAGACUCGAUGAAAGCCAACGUUGAUCGUAAAGCGGCUUCUGAAGAGACACCUGCACCAAGAGAAGAGAAAAAUCUUGCCACUUGGGGAACUGAUGUACCUAAUGACUUGGUCCUAGACCAGGAAAAACUUGCAGAAGCUCUUAAGAAGGAGGAUGAACGAAAGAAGGAAGAGAAAGAUGAAAGAAAACGCAAGUAUAAUGUUAGCUGGAACGACGAGGUUACCGGAGAGGAAAUGGAGGCAUAUCGAAUGAAGAAGAUUCACCAUGACGACCCCAUUAAGAAUUUUCUGUACUGAUAUAUGUUGGCAGCCAAUAUUGUCUGAUGUAGUGUAGUGUAAACCACAAUCUUGAAAGUUGAAAGUUGAAAUCCUUAACAGAAAAGCAACUCAUUCUUAUCAUGGCUUUUCAUACCUUAUUGGCAUGAAUAUUCAUCAAUGCUAAUAUGCAUUGUUACUGUAAA